UAGAUUCAUUGAUUUGGAAACAUUAACCUGAGCUGUUACAACAGUAACUAUGUCAACUAUGAGAGAUGGGCGUGGCUUAAACAUGGAUGGUGCAACGGAGGAAGAUGAUUGGAUAGAGGCUGAGAUCCAAAGAGAGUUAGAUGCCCUUUCACCCUUGGAUGAUAGCGCCCUUUCUAGUGGAACACAGGAUGAAGAUGACAUCGUCAAUUUGGUAGAAGAUGGAGAGGAACCACCUCCCAAUGGUACUAUCCCAGAGUCAGUGACCCAGUUCUUACAAAGGGUCAAAAGCAGAGCACAAAAUGCACAGAUAGCAAUAGAAGAGUGCAACAACCUCUUAGAAUCAUCACACAAAGUGACUGAUGAUGAUGAUGUAGAGAACUUUGCCUAUAAGUCUAAGGAGUUGAAUGAUUUAGCUUUCCAGUUAGGUGAAGAUCCUGAGGAGCUCAGAGAUAGGGUCAUCCAUGAGCUUGAAGAGGCUGACAGGAAGGACUUGGAAGAUUAUGAAGGUCAAAGGUCAGAGGGUCAGGUCAAUGGAUUGGAUCUUGUUCCUGUUCUUGAUGAGGAGAGUGGAGCUGUAAUGGUCUACACGGACGUCAACAAGUUUGAGCAAGAUUUGAUGGAGAAAGUCCAGGCUCUAGAGGGUGUCCUUCAAGAACGAGAAGAGAUUGAGACCAGAGAACGAGAGGAAGCGCGCCGGACCAUGGCGAUCCUUGACCAGAACGCUGAAAAGCUUCGUCAGAAGAAACAACAGGAAAACGACGAGGAACAGAGAAAACUAGCACAAGAGAGAAGGGUCAUACAGGCAAGAAUGGAAGAAGAGAUUGCUAAUGAAACAAGACAAACACAAGAAGAGUUACAGCAAUAUCAGCGUCAGAUUGAUGAGUUAUCCAGACAGACUGCUCAAGAGAGGGCGGUGUUUGAGCAGGAACAACAUCAAGAGAUACAGAGACAACACACCAAGAAACAUACGGCUGCUACAACUAUACAGGCAGCUUUUAGAUCAUACAGGGUGAGGAAGCCAUACAAAAAGAAGAUGAGAUUGAUUCAAGAAGGACUGAAGGAGAAACGAGAGAAUGAACGGCAGAUGGAGAUUGUUCUCAGCAGGAAAAGAAAAGAAGAGCAGAAACGGAAAGAGAAACUUGAAAAGAUGAAAAAAGAAGAGGAAGAAAGGAAAAGACAUGAGGAAGAGGAAAAAAGGAAAGAAGAGGAGAGGCUAGAGAUAGAACGACUGGAGAGGAUAAAGCUGAAGAAGGAGAAGAGAGAGAAGGAGAGGUUGGAGAAAGAACGGCAGAAGAGAGAGGAAGAAGAGGCAAAGAAACAGGAGGAGCUAAAGAAACAAAGUGAAGAGAUCUUGAAGCGAAUCUUGCCUGAUCAUCAGCCAAAGGCAAUCGAAGGAAGACCUGAUGCAGGUGAUCCCAAUCUGCAGGAUAAAGAAGGAACUUCCAAUGCGUCUGCUAGGCAGCAAGGAAGCUCUUCGACUGAUAUUACCAAUGAUAGUACUAAUAAUGAGACCCGUACAAAUGAAGAACAGACUGUUAGUCUUAGAGAGUCUGUGUUUAUCACUGAAAAAAGUACCAGUUUUGUUGGAGAGCCAUCUUCUGAAGACAUUCAAGAUUUGGUGAUUGAUGAGGUCAAAGGUCAGGAAAGGACAUGUGAAGUUCUUGAUAGUUCUGUGCAUGAUGGAGGAUUGGGGAAGAUGUCUCAUCGUCACAUGAAAACAUCUCAGAAAAGCUUAGAUGAUAAGAAGGUUGAGGUAGGGAUGCACCAGUUAUCAGAACAGCAAAGAUCAAUGGCUGAAGAAAGUUCUGGAGGUGAAAAAUCAAAAGCGGAAAAUAAAUCAAUUGUGAGUCAUUAUUCUACUGACACUGUGGAGUUGAGUGUGUCUGGGAAAGUAAUGCAAAAUACGGUUAAAGAAAAGGAAGACCUGAGCAAUGCAGCUUCAAGGAAGCCAAAGGCCACUGAGGAUAUCACUUCUGCGAGCCUAGCUGAGACUGCUACAUGCCAGCAGACAGAUGUGCCCCUAAAUUCAGAUACUGAUAAAUUACCAUUGCAAAGUCAAGGAGAUACUAGUGAUAGUUUAAAAUCCAGAAAUGUUAAUGUGGCAGAGCAAAUAAAGACUGAAAAGCAGAUGGACUGCUCUUUGAUAGAACAGCAGAAGGAAGGAAGAAGUUCAGAAGGCACCUCACAAGGAGAUUGUUCAGGAGAAAUGUCCAACAUGAUGGAGCAUCGCCCUCUUGUGGGAGAUCUUGAACAACGUCGUCUACAGUGGAUCCAAGACUGCAUAUCCUUGACGAAACUUGCCAGUAGAGCUAAACUUGCUAGUACAUCCACAAAACCUAGGAGACAGCUCCGUAGACCAGCUUCAGCCAAGAAGAUCCAGGCCCUGUCAGAAGACCAGAUCAAAGCUGUGUCACCAUCACAUGUUCCCUUAGACCAGGUGACUACUGUCAAGUUGAAAGACCUUCCAGGCAGCUCGCUGACCUCUCUCACAAAAUGUCAAAGGUUAAAAACUUUGAACCUGAACAACUGCGGAGUCCCAGCCCUGGAAAGCCUUGAUGAGAGCCCUGAUAUCUUAUGGAUUGAUGUAUCAUAUAACAAGAUAGAGAGUAUGUUAUGUAGAGACAGGAGAUUUCUUUGUGGUUUAGAUGUAUCAUGGAAUAUUCUAGCCUCAUUACAAGGAAUAGAAGGAUGUAGCCAGCUUAGAAAACUCAAUCUUAGUCAUAAUAAGAUUACUAGAAUAAGUGGUGUUGAAACACUUCUUUCUUUGACCCAUCUUGAUCUGAGUCACAAUCAACUGGUCAAUGUCUCUGGUUUGACCUCUUUAGUCCAUCUCCAAGACCUUAACUUGACCUCUAACCAUCUCAGCAGUGUCCGAGGGCUUGACCAAUGUCCGCUCUUACAGAGGCUGGACCUCAGCUCUAAUUCCCUUUCACAGAUUCCUAACCUAUCCAACAACGUCCUAUUACGCUCCUUGUCACUAGCAGGGAAUAGUCUUUCAUCACUGGGGGAUUUUACAUCAGUCUGGCUCCCUCUAUUGUUACAUCUAGAUCUUAGUCAAAAUGGGUGAGUUCAAAAGCCUUGCAGUGUGUGAUGUUAAUCUUGA
Lytechinus pictus (painted urchin) is the source of this 3103-nucleotide messenger RNA. RefSeq names its product leucine-rich repeat and IQ domain-containing protein 1-like. Lineage: Eukaryota; Metazoa; Echinodermata; Echinoidea; Temnopleuroida; Toxopneustidae. Gene Ontology annotation, molecular function: protein binding. The record is from RefSeq and is a predicted model, not a curated record. The transcript is spliced from 14 exons. The coding region runs from base 50 to 3067 and encodes 1005 amino acids.